AUGGAGCCUCUUCGGAACAGCUUGGGCAAGUUUCGUGAUGAAAACAAUGCCAUGAGGGCACAGAGUGCAGGUUUAUGCUCUUCUAUCGAAGAGCUUGACCUAACGAUCAAGAUGCUGAAUGAUCGAAUGGUACAUGAGAGCAUACCUUUAUCUGAGGAGAAGCGUCUGGUGAAAAUCAUCGGGGAGGGCAUUGAUGGAAUAAAGAAGGAAAGACAGGCAGUAAGAUCUAAGAUUAAGGUCCUGGAGGAUGAGUUAAAACUUGUUGAUGCUGAGAUUGCAUCGCUUCAAGAAGAUUUAGAUGCAGCAACUGCCAGAAAGGACAAGGCGUAUGAAUCGUUGCAAGAAUUGAGAGCAGUGCGCGAUGCAAAAGACUAUUCCUUCUACAAUGAUGACAGUGGAGUACAACAAUUGUUUGAGAACCCGCAACUGUGA
This is a messenger RNA of Miscanthus lutarioriparius, 432 nucleotides long. NCBI's taxonomy places the organism in Eukaryota, Viridiplantae, Streptophyta, Magnoliopsida, Poales, Poaceae. The record is from the annotation of a GenBank genome assembly.